Molecule: messenger RNA, 4582 nt
Organism: Fukomys damarensis (Damara mole-rat)
Lineage: Eukaryota; Metazoa; Chordata; Mammalia; Rodentia; Bathyergidae
Gene: Hltf
Product: helicase like transcription factor
Exons: 25
Coding region: 194-3217 (1007 amino acids)
Molecular function (GO): zinc ion binding; hydrolase activity, acting on acid anhydrides, in phosphorus-containing anhydrides; ATP-dependent chromatin remodeler activity
Source: RefSeq, a predicted model, not a curated record
UGUUGCUACAAGGAGCCGGCCGCGACGUGUGACUGGAAGCGCUGUGUCUUACGGUAUAGCGGUGCGCUCUUGAAGCGGCGUUAGGAAUCUGCUGCUGACUUCUGGGCUGCAGGGCCUGGAAAGAGGCUUCCUGAGGCGGCUCGAGAACGCUCAGGGGCGUCCAGGCGUUCUUGUCAUCAUCCCACUCAGCGCCAUGUCCUGGAUGUUCAAGAGGGACCCUGUUUGGAAGUACUUACAGACUGUCCAAUAUGGAGUCCAAGGACAUUUCCCACGCCUUCCGUAUCCAACUUUCUUUCCACGUUUUGAAUUCCAAGACAUUAUUCCUCCAGAUGACUUCCUAACUAGUGAUGAAGAGCUAGAUUCAGUUUUGUUUGGACUUUUGCGAGGUCAUGUGGUUGGACUACGCUAUUACACAGGAGUAGUUAAUAAUAAUGAAAUGGUUGCAUUACAACGAGAGCCUAAUAACACUUAUGAUAAGAAUGCGAUUAAAGUAAACAAUGUGAAUGGAAAUCAGGUUGGCUAUUUAAAGAAAGAUCUUGCAGCGGCUUUGGCCUAUAUCAUGGACAACAAAUUGGCACAAGUGGAAGGGGUAGUUCCUUUUGGUGCAAAUAAUACUUUUACCAUGCCUCUGCAUAUGACUUUUUGGGGAAAAGAAGAAAAUAAAAAAGCAGUUUUAGAUCAGUUGAAGAAACAUGGAUUUAAAUUGGGUCCUGCACCAAAAACUUUAGGAUUCAGUUUGGAAAGUGGUUGGGGCUCUGCGAGAGCCGGACCAAGCUAUAGUAUGCCCGUCCAUGCUGCAGUACAGAUGACAAUUGAGCAGCUUAAAACAGAAUUUGACAGAUUAUUUGAAGAUUUAAAAGAAGAUGAUAAAACUCAGGAAAUGGAACCAUCCGAGGCUAUUGAAACACCAUUGCUUUCACAUCAGAAACAAGCUCUAGCUUGGAUGAUAUCACGAGAAAACAGUAAAGAACUUCCACUGUUCUGGGAACAGCGAAAUGACUUAUACUAUAACACAAUAACAAAUUUUUCUGAGAAGGAACGACCAGAAAAUGUCCAUGGAGGAAUUUUAGCUGAUGAUAUGGGCUUGGGUAAAACUCUUACAGCUAUUGCAGUAAUUCUUACCAACUUCCAUGGUGGCAAACCCCUUCCUGUUGAAAGAAUUAAGAAGAAUCAACUGAAGAAGGAAUGUAAGGAAUAUAAUGUUAGCCAUGAAUCUGUGAAGCUUGAAGGAAAUAGUACCAAGGAAAAGCCACAUGGACUAAGCAAAGUAGAAGGAUUUGGAUGUAAUGAAGAACCCAGUAUUUCACAUAUCAAGAAGAAUAAGUGUUCAAUAUCAGAAUUCUUUAACCCCCAUCCCAAAAGAAGAAAAAUUACUGCCCAGUACAUUGAGAGCAGUGAUUCAGAGGAAGUUGAGACAGAUGAAUUGCCACACAGAAUAAAAGGAAAACUGAAAAACGUGCAGUCAGAGAAAAAAAGGCUAAAAGCAGGAUCGUCUAAGAAAGAAGAUGCAGCUUUUUCACUUACCUCACCUCCUGUGGCAAAAAAGAAAAUGUUGAAAAAGGGAACAUCUGCAGUAGACGGUUCAAAGAAAAUUGAUGUUGAAGAGAGACCAAGAACAACACUGAUCAUUUGUCCACUUUCUGUGUUAAGCAACUGGAUUGACCAGUUUGGACAACACAUAAAAUCAGAAGUACACUUGAAUUUUUAUGUUUAUUAUGGUCCUGAUCGUAUUAGAGACCCCGCUUUGCUUUCAAAACAAGAUAUUGUUUUGACCACAUACAAUAUUUUAACUCACGACUAUGGAACUAAAGGGGAUAGUCCACUGCAUAGCAUAAGGUGGCUAAGAGUGAUCCUGGAUGAAGGGCAUGCCAUACGAAAUCCAAAUGCCCAGCAGACAAAGGCUGUUCUUGAUUUAGAAGCAGAAAGAAGAUGGGUAUUGACAGGUACCCCUAUCCAGAAUUCUUUAAAGGAUUUGUGGUCUCUUCUUUCCUUUUUAAAACUAAAACCAUUUCUUGAUAGAGAAUGGUGGCAUAGAACAAUACAGCGUCCCGUUACAAUGGGAGAUGAAGCAGGACUCAGGCGUUUACAGUCCCUAAUUAAAAACAUCACACUUCGACGAACUAAGACAAGCAAAAUUAAAGGAAAACCUGUUUUGGAACUACCAGAACGUAAAGUAUUCAUUCAACACAUUACACUUUCAGAUGAAGAGAGAAAGAUUUAUCAGUCUGUGAAAAAUGAAGGCAAAGCUACUAUUGGAAGGUAUUUUAAUGAAGGAACUGUCCUUGCACACUAUGCUGAUGUCCUGGGUCUUCUGCUGAGAUUACGGCAGAUUUGUUGUCAUACUCACCUUCUUACAAAUGCAGUGUCAUCCAGUGGUCCCUCAGGAAAUGAUACACCUGAAGAACUGAGAAAGACAUUAAUAAAGAAGAUGAAAUUGAUUCUGAGCUCUGGUUCAGAUGAAGAAUGUGCAAUUUGCCUGGAUUCUUUAACAGUUCCUGUGAUAACACAUUGUGCACAUGUGUUUUGUAAACCUUGUAUUUGCCAAGUCAUUCAGAAUGAGCAGCCACAUGCUAAAUGCCCUUUAUGCAGAAAUGAUAUUCAUGGAGACAAUUUACUAGAAUGUCCUCCAGAAGAACUGACAUGUGACAGUGAAAAAAAGUCUAAUAUGGAAUGGACAUCCAGUUCAAAGAUUAAUGCUUUAAUGCAUGCUUUGAUUGAUUUAAGAAAGAAGAAUCCCAACAUAAAGAGUUUAGUUGUUUCUCAGUUUACAGCAUUCCUGUCUUUAAUAGAAACACCACUUAAAGCCUCUGGAUUUGUGUUUACUCGUCUGGAUGGUUCCAUGGCCCAGAAAAAGAGAGUGGAAUCCAUUCAGGGUUUUCAAAGCACUGAAGCAGGAUCUCCAACUAUAAUGCUGCUGUCCUUAAAGGCAGGUGGAGUCGGUUUGAAUCUUUGUGCAGCUUCUCGAGUGUUUUUAAUGGAUCCAGCCUGGAAUCCUGCUGCUGAAGAUCAGUGCUUUGACAGAUGCCAUCGACUUGGCCAGAAGCAAGAAGUUAUUAUCACAAAAUUCAUUGUGAAGGAUUCUGUUGAAGAAAAUAUGCUGAAAAUACAAAAUACAAAAAGAGAAAUUGCAGCUGGAGCUUUUGGAACUAAAAAGACAAAUGCUAAUGAAAUGAAACAAGCUAAAAUUAAUGAAAUUAAAACUUUAAUUGAUUUAUAAUAUGUGGGAUUUUAGUAAGGUCAGUUCUGUCAGAUACGUGUUGGAAAUGAGAAACAGAUUUAGGAAUCUAGAACAGAUCUUGAAUCUUCUAUGAGGAGCUUACUGUUUUAUAUUAGUAAACAGGUAUUACUGACACAUGAUGUCUUUUAUAUAUGGAUGUAUUUUAAAUGAUAUUUCAAGUAGCAAUAAGCUCUGUUAUAUAUUGUGGACUAAAAUACUUUUUGAGAUAAAAAGUUGACUUUCUUAUUCAACUUUUCAUAGAGAACUCUGUGCUGUUUUUUUCAUGUAUCUUUUAAGUAAUCAGCCUUUUCAUAUAUCAAAUAAGGUCAGAUCUUUUAUUCUGUGACCAGUGGAGACUUUCCUAUGUAGAAUACAUUUGGCUUUUCAACAAAGCCUAUGAUUUGUGAUGCAGUGGAUUCAUAAUCCUUAUAAAGGAUGGAUAUAUACAGACACACACAUAUAUGAUUUUAUUGGACUUUUUAAAACUUACUUGCAUUCUUAAACCAAACCUUAUAUAAUAGACCAAGUCCAGGUUAAUAAAUGAGUUGGAAUUUUUCUUCUAAACAACUUCAUUGAGAUAUAUAUAUAUAACUUUUUUUUCCUCCAGUACUAGGGAUUGAACCCAGGGCCUUGGCCCUGAGCCCUGCUGCUAUAUUAUGAGAGUCUUACAAAAAUCACUAAGUUGCCCAGGGUGGACUUGAAUUUGUGAUCCAUUUUAGCCUCCUAGCAUACUAGGAUUACAAGCAUGUGCCACCACAUCCAGCUCCUGUGUGGAUCUUGCAAGUUUAGGUUUUGAAAAAAUUAGGGACCAUGUUAGAGCACUAUUUUCUCCAUUUUAAUCAAGUGGUACUGCAUUCAUUGUUUAAAUGCAGCUUGAUACAAACAGGGUGUAAAUGUAGUCUGCAGGGGUAAGAGGGAACCAAUUCUACCUAAUUUAAUUUGAACAUUUAAAUUAUGGAAUUUAGAAAUUUCUAUAGAUUUUUAUUUAUGUAGUGUUUUUGAAAUAACUAUAAAUUUUUAUAAUUCAGAAGACUUCUGUAUGUGAGAGGCGUGAUAAUCUGGAGUUGGGCUGGAUGACCUUCAAAGUUGUUGCAACUCUUAAAGACAUCUUAUUCCCAAAUGUAAAAUUUGUUAUGUAUGUUUGAAAUCAGAAUUUAAUUUUGUCACUUUAGUAAUUCAUUCUUACACUUUUGUUAUUGUCAUAAGCAAACCUGUAGUUGCCACAAAUUCUGGAUGAUUCAGUCAUAUAUAAAAGAAGCUAGACAUUUAGCAGUUGCUUUGGGUAGGUCAUGGUUUUAUCUCAUUUCCUUAAAUUUUUCUAAUCCAAAGAAGAGAUUACUGCAAUGAGAUGCUUCGUACUUGAUA